Molecule: messenger RNA, 1464 nt
Organism: Haliotis rufescens (red abalone)
Lineage: Eukaryota; Metazoa; Mollusca; Gastropoda; Lepetellida; Haliotidae
Exons: 14
Coding region: 25-1404 (459 amino acids)
Source: RefSeq, a predicted model, not a curated record
GCUGCUUGUCACCACUGCUUCCACAUGAAACACAACAUGUUCCGUGCUGUCAUUGUUCUCGCGCUGAUCUACACCUGUCAGGUGUUAGUUGCUGGAGAUCGACAGAAAAGAGAAACAAAAACCUGUAACUCAUGCAAAGUAGCUUUCAUAGCUGAGAGGACCAACUCUGUGUCCGUGGCGGAGAGAUGCAGGACACUUAAAAACUACGUUUCCUGUCUGACCUACACGACUAAAUUGUCCACCGGCUGCCCCCUCAGCAACGUCGACAUCAACAACAUCUACGACUACCGUAACGCUAUGCCGUACCAGUCCUGCUAUGCCUACGAUACGUGCCAGUGUCAGAUUGAGAGAUGGACCGACUCCAGCUCGAAUGAUCAAAAGAAGUAUAUGAAGUACUUGGGUUGUCUGUAUAACUCUGUGCAGGCGGGAUGUGACGGUUCAACAACAGCGUCUAUCAUAUCAACCGCGCAGUUGGAGAGGUCAGAUUAUAUCACCCCCAGGAAUGAGUGCGACUCGACUUUCCAAAACUACAACUCCUGGAAUCCUACCUAUAACUGCGAGUCCUUCCAGAGGUAUAUGAAGUGCCUGGGCUACUCCGCAACUGAUAGUCAAGGUAUUCCAUUCAACCAGACCCUGCAGUCAUCCCUAGACGCCAUCGACAGCUGCGAAAUCUCUAUGACAGACACAUGCACGUGCCAGACACAAUUCAUCAUGCCAGCAAACAGCUCCGAUACCUGCAGAGUUGUAAAGGACUACGUCUCCUGUCUGGACAAAAGCUUCAUGAAGGGUUGCGACAGACAAUACCUAGAUGACGUCAAGAAAACAGCUCAGAUACUUCAGCUCCAGUACUGUUCGAGCGACCCCAUCAACGACUGUAACGGUACAGCGUCGUGUUACAUUGAUUCGUCCAGAAUAUCCAACGACAACGAAACAGUGAAGAUAUAUUCUUGCAGCUCUAUGAAGACUUACAUGGAGUGUAUCAAGAGCCAUGCACCCACCUGCCAGGCCGCACUCAGCACAGCCACGGCGCUCAACUCCACGUUCAAGAACUGGAACUGUCCAUACAUCUUGUCUCAGGCCAGCACAACGCCGUAUCCAACGAGCAGCUAUUACUAUCCGACUAGCAGCUAUUACUAUCCGACUAGCAGCUAUUACUAUCCGACAAGCAGCUAUUACUAUCCAACUAGCAGCUAUUACUAUCCAACUAGCAGCUCUCAAUCCGGCAGCUAUGGGCCAUCAACGACCCCCUACCCAGGAACUGGUCACGGCUCCAAGGCGGUGGACACAACGCUCCUGUCGGCGUACAUCCUGUCGGCCAAGAUGGAGGCGGAGGAGACACUCCAUGCGGCCCAGGAGACGGUGGACGCCAUUACUGCCGCCCAGAAACUCAUCCAGGGAGCCUAGCAACCUUGACAUAACCACACUGCAACUAUUCUGUGGGCUGAAUAAACUCAUGCAGACCGA